Peronospora farinosa is the source of this 1755-nucleotide messenger RNA. NCBI's taxonomy places the organism in Eukaryota, Oomycota, Peronosporomycetes, Peronosporales, Peronosporaceae. The record is from the annotation of a GenBank genome assembly.
AUGAAGGUGGUGUUAGCAGCAUCAACGCUAUUGAACCUAUUACAGUCAUGGAAUGUCGUAACUAGCAACGAGAUUCUACAGCAAAAGCUCUGGGGAUUACCAUCCGGUCUUGCAUACUAUGUCCAAGUAAACAUUGGGUCUCCAUUGUACUCAUCGAGUUCUCCUCCUAGUUCCAGUGCUAAUGCUUUUAAUCUUUUGCUCGACACGGGUUCAGCUAAUACUGCAGUAGCUACGGCCAAGUGUUGCUCACUUCCUAAUGAGAAAUUAUAUUCGUGUGCGGACUCAAGCACGUGUGUGGAUCAGGGCACAAAUGUUAAUGUCAAUUACGUUAGUGGCUCCUGGACGGGUCAAUUGGUGCUUGAUGUUUUCUCUGGACAGGGCCUUGGGAUUGUCAAGAACAUGCCGUUUGCUGAAAUUACAUCAGAGGACGGGUUCUUAUCGUCGGGGGAUUUUGAUGGCAUUAUUGGGCUGGCGUAUCCGACCAUUGCAUCGCCUUCUAGUGACCCUCGGACGCCGUAUUUCGAUCAUGUACAGAGUGUUUAUGGACUGAGCAAUAUUUUUAGUCUCCAGAUGUGUGGAGUGCUGCAGUUGAUGGACGUAAGCAGCGUGUUAAUGGCAGACAGUACGAAUCUCUAUGCUGGAGAGCUUCUGCUUGGAGGAAUGGAAGGACCAAACAGAGAGAGGUACUACAAGGGCGAAAUCGUUUACACGCCGUUGGUGCAGGAGAAAUACUUUAAUGUUAUCGUCACUGACAUUGGAAUCAAUGGACAGAGUCUUGGACUGGACUGCAAGAUGAUUAACUCUCCCAGAGCCAUUAUUGACUCGGGGUCCAGCAAUUUGAUAUUCCCUUCGAGUGUAUACAAUGCAGUAAUUGCUGAACUAAAAUCGCAGGUGGAGGAGGUGACGUCAGAUAUCAGCGACUUUUUAUUUAAUGACGGCUCAGCGUGCUGCUCCAGUGAAUGCGACCCGACCAACGUCAACUCAAUCAUCCACUCACUACCAGGCUUGACAAUUUCACUCGCAGUCGACGAUGAGAAAUUGCAGCAGAUGACCGUAACUAUUCCGGCAGAGUACAUUUGGCGACCGCUUGUGAUAUCCGCUGGUCAAGAUGAGUUGGCAUGCCGCGUGUUUGGCAUUUCCGAGGGCGCCUUUACGUUGCUCGGCAACGUGUUUAUGGAUGGUCUUUUCACAGUGCACGAUCGGGAGAAUGAGCGUGUGGGUCUCGCAGUAGCAGAUAACUGCCCGAACGGCGUCACAUCGAGCAAGAUCAUCAAGGUGGAGACGGUGGGUGCCGACAAGGACUUCUGUGACUGUGUUGGCUCCACGGACAGGAAGAGGAGCCUGCUUAGCAGCUACAUUUCGUUCUCCAAUAAGCCUUGCUUCUUCUGGCAGUGGUGGAUGCACGUGAUCAUUGUGACUAUGGUUGUUAUUGUCCUGAUGGGAGUCGCGUACUGCUACCUCUGGUGGAAGCGUCGCAAGCUGAUGCGACAGCAUGAGGCUCACCAAAGUCAACACCAGCCAAACGUUCAACGUAACGUUUACUCAGAUGACCACUACGACUUACUCCAGACACCUACGCAGCAAAGCUCUGCGUUCUUCGUGGAGGCCUCUACACUUCCCACCACCACGGCUUCGGCAAGAAACCGUGGUAUACCCGCUACCAGUGGCUACAGAUUAGCAUUGUCGCCGUCAUUUUGCUCAAAUACAAUGGGGGCUCAUGCGGCGGAUGUACCACGUCACAAGCCUUCAAAAUGA